Molecule: messenger RNA, 1062 nt
Organism: Brienomyrus brachyistius
Lineage: Eukaryota; Metazoa; Chordata; Actinopteri; Osteoglossiformes; Mormyridae
Gene: txndc17
Product: thioredoxin domain containing 17
Exons: 4
Coding region: 303-674 (123 amino acids)
Cellular component (GO): cytosol
Molecular function (GO): protein-disulfide reductase [NAD(P)H] activity
Source: RefSeq, a predicted model, not a curated record
UUAACUUAACCUACAUAGCACAUUUAUAUCUCUUCGUAUAUAAUAGAUGUAAGGUCAUUUUAAUAACUUUUCAUAUUUUGAAUAGCACACUGCACUAGUAUUAAAUGCUGUCGACGAAAAAGAGGUAUUUGCUAGUUAUCAUUUUAAUAUUUCAACACUGACAGGAAGUGUAUUUUUUUCCUUCUUAAGACAAUUACCUUAGCUGUGUUCAUAGAUCAUAAUUUCCUGAUUCGUGAAUCUGGACACAGGCGUUAUACUCCGCUACCGAUCUCGUACAGAAAAUAACUGUUAGUAACGUAGGUAUGACCCAUUACGAAGAGGUUGAUGUCCACGGAUAUGAUGAAUUUAACGAAGCAGUAUCAGACAGGAAAGGCAAAGACAUAUUCGCAUAUUUCUCCGGCGAUAAAGACGCGAAUGGGAAAAGCUGGUGCCCAGAUUGUGUGAAAGCGGAGCCAGUGGUUCGAAGAGAGCUGCGCCACCUUCCAGAAGGAUCCGUCUUCAUUUACUGCCAAGUCGGAGAUCGACCUUACUGGAAAGAUUCCAGCAAUGAAUUUAAGAAGACGCUGAAGCUCAGCGCUGUUCCCACCCUGCUGCGCUACGGCACACCCCAGAAACUUGUGGAGGACGAGUGCUUCAGGUCGGACCUGGUGCGGAUGAUGUUCACCGAGGACUGAAGGCUGUUUCACACUACCCUCCUUCACACAGCCCCCUAAAAAAGACACAGCAUUAGCCAAAGACACUGCUCCCCCCAAUGCCUUAAAAUUCAGAAACACCUUCCCAUUUUCAUGAUUUUGCUGUCCUACCACCUUCCCCUGACCAGGAAAAACUUUUCUCAUCAUUGUGUUUUAUUUUAAUGGCUUGGAGUCAGAGAUGGUCCCUUUGUCAACUUACACUGUCAGAUGGAAACAGUUUAAUAUAUUGUAAUGUGUCUGCCAAAAUCUGUUUUGGUCUUUACCUUCCCAUCCUACCAUCAAGGCUUUAAACAUUCCUGUGAGGUGUCUUGUACUAAAGUGUCUGUAGAUGGCAUUUAAAUUAAUAAAUGGUGGCGUUGUGUGAAGUGAA